Nelumbo nucifera (sacred lotus) is the source of this 1295-nucleotide messenger RNA. Its product is annotated as 8-amino-7-oxononanoate synthase. NCBI's taxonomy places the organism in Eukaryota, Viridiplantae, Streptophyta, Magnoliopsida, Proteales, Nelumbonaceae. The record is from RefSeq and is a predicted model, not a curated record. Gene Ontology annotation, cellular component: chloroplast.
CGUGGCAAGUUCGGAUUAAUCAUCAUAAACGUUGCAAAAGACAAUUUGGUAAUAAUUCUAGCAAAGAAGGGUAUUAUUUGUCUUUUCAAUAAUCAAAAAGAGACAAAAAAAAGGGAGAGAUAAUGCACCUGAUUCGUCUGGAGACGAGAGGUUCAAAGAGACUGCAACUUCUUAAAUUUGCAUUUCUUGCAGCUACUUUAUCCGAAAAGAAGACGAGAUGAACGCUCUCAAAGCCAUCCAAACCCCCUUCUCUCCCACUCUCAAAUUCAUCCAAACCCCCUUCUCUCCCACUCUCAAAUUCAUCCAAACCCCCUUAUCUCUCACAAUAAACGUGUUUGUUUACAAAAAGAAUCAUCUGACCAAGAAGAGGAUUUCCAUCCUUCCUCUGUCUAAGGCCUCUGACGCUGGAUCAGAGUCCUCCCCCCCUCCCGAAGGAGAUGCCCGGAAGCAAGAACUACUUGCUAGAAUUGCGAUGCUUCAAGCCCAGAAGGUCCGACUUACAGAUUACUUAGAUGAGCGCUCUGCUUAUUUGACCCAGUUUGCAGAAGAUGCUAAUGCUGAGUUUGAUGAGAUUGGGGAAAAUGCUCUCAAGGAUCUUGAUGAAGCCGGGGCACGGAUAAUGGAAAAUCUUGAGAACCGGAUGCAAGCCCUCGAGGAAACUGCGGCAUCGAACAGACAGGAAAUUGCGAAGAAUGAGAGGAAGUUAGUAGAGUUUGAAGAUCAAAUGGAAAAGGACAGGAAUGAAGGGCUGUUCUUCAAAAAUCUGAGGCAGAGAGCACCUGGACAACGAGCUAAAGCAAAAGAGGAAACAAAAAAGAUUAGAGAACUUACUAAAGAAAAUGCUGGAUCGAAAAUCAGGAGGAGCAUUUAUCUUGCAUUAAUAGCUUUGUUGGUCAUUGUCAUUGCUGAUGCUUUGAUAUCUACUUCGUUGGAUUGGAGAAAAGUUGCAGUUUUGGGGGCUAUUCUGGUGGGUUUGUUUGCUCAAUUCACCUAUGAGCAGAUGAUGUCAUCAACAUCAGAAAGAACAAGAAAGGAAGAAGAGCAAAAGUGAGGUAGAUGAAGAAAGAAUAGCAGAACCAAUUCUAUUAUUUUUCUACCUGAAAGUUUCAAAUGGUAGUAAUCAUGGAUUAAUAUAGCAUGAUACAAUAGACCCAAGUGAAUUCUUACUCCUUGGGCUUGAUACAUCAAGCUACUUUUGCUUUUGCAUCAUCAAGAGUCGAUCUUGGCAAUGUCUCUGUAAUUACCAAAAUCAUGUAACUUAGUUACCAUAUCUGAUGCUUCCAAUUUCAUUGUAA